UGAGCUAGGAUUGGGUGGGACGUCGAGGGAGCUUGUUUAGCUUGUGGGUUGCUGGGGUCGUUGAGGGAGGUGAAGAUAAGAUGGCGGCGGAAACUGUAGAGCUGCAUAAGUUGAAGCUUGCUGAGCUGAAGCAAGAAUGUUUAGCACGAGGCCUGGAAACAAAGGGAAACAAACAGGAUCUCAUCAAUAGACUCCAGACCUAUCUUGAGCAGCAUGCUGAGGAGGAGGCAAAUGAAGAGGAUGUCUUGGGAGAAGAAACAGAGGAAGAAGAACCGAAACCUAUAGAUACUCCUAUCAAAGAGGAAAUCACUACUGAGAAAUCAGCUGAAGUAGGUGCAGAAAAGAAAGUGGUGAAAAUUACAUCAGAAAUGCCACAAAUGGAAAGAAUGCAGAAGCGGGCAGAAAGAUUCAAUGUUCCUGUGAGUUUGGAGAGUAAGAAAGCUGCACGAGCAGCUCGGUUUGGUAUGACUACAGCUUCCACUAAAGGUCUGAUUGCAGAAAGUAAGACUACAGUAAAUUUAGACAAAUUAAAGGAAAGAGCUCAGAGAUUUGGCUUGAAUGCCUCCACAGUCUCCAAAAAGAAUGAAGAUGAUGAGAAGCUCAAAAAGAGAAAGGAGAGAUUUGGUAUUGUAACAAGUUCUGCUGGGACAGGAACCACAGAAGACACAGAGGCAAAGAAGAGAAAAAGAGCAGAGCGUUUUGGCAUCGUCUGAUGAGCUUCCCCUUAGCCUUUACCUGCUUGGGGUGUAUCUCUUACACAUUCUUGUUCUUCAUCCCUAAUGAAAAUAAUAGUUUUCUCUCUCAUCUGGACCUUGGCCAUGCAUAUUUAGUUUUGCUUCCUCACCCCAACCCACCCCAGAUUUAGAACUGUAAAAGAAACAGCUUUCAUAGCAUAAAAUACUUUGGCUCUGUAUAUGUUUGUAAACCAUUUGAAUUUUCUGGCAAAUCUUUUAUCAGCCACUUACAUCCAAAUUACACCUCCAAUAUACUUCUCUGCAAGACCAGCCACACAAAAUAAAAAUAGUCCCUGAGAAGAAGGAAUAUGAAUAUUUUUGUCACAUCUUUCAGCUCCAAUUGAAAUUAGUCAGUAAUACUAACUGCCUAAAUCUUCCUUGCAUUUUUUACUUAGUCAUUUUUUCAACACUCAUAUGCACCAUUGCUAAGAAAUAGGAUUUUUCUAUCCCCACCUUUAAGCAAAAUAAUUCAUGAAGUUCAUCUGUCUGUUGACUGUACCAAAUCUGAGAUUAUUUUUAUACUCACUUCUCUUCUUUGGUCCUACUACAAGUUCACUUAUAUUGUGUCUUAUAAAGUUAUGAGUUAUAUCUGCUAUAGAGCAAGCUCAGAAUGGUUAUGUGUAAUAAUCAGUUGAGGUAUACAUGCUUUAUAUACCUUAUGUGGCUGUUGACCCCCAGAAAAAAAAUUAAUUGCAUCAAACUGUGAUUGGCUGCACAAUUUAGAGAAUCCUAACCUGAAGGAAGUGAAAUAGCCAUGCAUAUAACAGACAGUGCCACACAGCCUCUGUACUGUUGGUAAUGGGUUUUUUUUUAAUCUUGCCCUGAGUUUUUUAAAUUUUACUUGUCACAAAUGUAAAUUAUUUCCUUUUUUGAAAAUAGUAUCAAAAAGUUCCAAAAAGAAUAGUUGUUUAAUUACCAUAGAUUAUAAUACCUACAUCAACCCUUUUACUCAACUUUCAGCCUUUCACCUGAUUUACAAAUUUUAGUUAUGUUUCUCUCUGAAUUAAAUGCAUUGUAGAGCAAGUUGAUGCUUCCAUUUGUAAUGGUGCAAUUUAUUAAAAGUAAUGAGUUGGAUUAAACCUCUUAUCCCAUCA
Molecule: messenger RNA, 1828 nt
Organism: Varanus komodoensis (Komodo dragon)
Lineage: Eukaryota; Metazoa; Chordata; Lepidosauria; Squamata; Varanidae
Gene: SARNP
Product: SAP domain containing ribonucleoprotein
Exons: 11
Coding region: 81-713 (210 amino acids)
Biological process (GO): poly(A)+ mRNA export from nucleus
Cellular component (GO): nucleus
Source: RefSeq, a predicted model, not a curated record